Messenger RNA from Paramuricea clavata, 8821 nucleotides. Lineage: Eukaryota; Metazoa; Cnidaria; Anthozoa; Malacalcyonacea; Plexauridae. The record is from the annotation of a GenBank genome assembly.
AAUCCGCUUAAAGAGUCUAAAUUCGACAUCAAAUAUCCAAGCAGUUGCUCAGCAAAUUGUAGCAAAAUGUAACCUUAUCCAUCCUUCAAAGAUUCCUGAAGUAGAACAGUUACUUUAUUAUCUGCAGAAGAGGAAAGAUACUGGGACAAACAGCGUUAAGACAAGUAAGUUCCGAGAGAUUUCAGGCACAGCUUCAUUCAUGCACCAAACUUAUUGACAAAUUAUUGACCAAGAUUGAUUCCCAGGCUGCAAAACGAACUCAAUUUUUCAAAUUUAUAAGGAUAUUAGAAUAGCCAUCUUUGGAGUUUUAUUUACUAUAGUAUUCUUGUGUAAACACCUUCCAACCUUGUAGCACUUUUUGCAAGCUGUUCUCUUUGCUAAUAUUGCCACUUUUGCAUUAUUUUGUAAAAAAAUUAAAUGAUGAAAAAGUUGUGUAUAGCCUUGUAUAAAAGUAUUAUAUUCAUUUUCAGGUCAGUCAUCUAGUUUGCAAGACCAGUUAGAUUCUGCUGGAUUUGAAGGACUCAAUGUAAGAAUUGUUUGUUGGGUAUUGCUAACUAUAUAGUAUCUGCUGCCUUUUACUCAUCAAAACAAACUAGAAUAAAUUGUGCCCUGCAGUCUUUGACUCACAACAACAAGAUACAUUUAAUUUACAGCCAGAUGAAGUUGCUAAUCUCAACAAUCUGGAUGAAUAUAUUGAAUCUCUGUAUGAAGAUAUUCCUGAGAAAGUGAGAGGAACGGCAUUUAUAUUGCAGCUUGCUAGGAACCCUGAUAACAUGGAAGAAAUUGUUCAGAAUGGUAUGCUUUGAAUGUCCUUAAGGCCCGUUUACACUUACAAUUUUUGCAGCGAUUUUCUCCUUCUGAUGCAUGUGAACGUGUAGAUGAGUUACAAAUGUUCAGAGUAUAUGUAUACCCUCAUCCAUAGCUAUGCCUCAUCUGAACAUUUAUAACUUAUCCACUUGUUCACAUUCAUCAGAAGAAGAAAAUUGCACCGAAAAUCGCAGCAAAAAUUGAAAGUGUAAACGACCCUUCUUACUGUUCUAUAUGUGUAUUGUACUAGUCACUUUGCUGAGGCAUGCUUUCUUCCACUGCUGAGGCAUGCUUUCUUCCACUGCUGAGGCAUACUUUCUUCCACUGCUGAGGCAUACUUUCUUCCACUGCUGAGGCAUACUUUCUUCCACUGCUGAGGCAUACUUUCUUCCACUGCUGAGGCAUACUUUCUUCCACUGCUGAGGCAUACUUUCUUCCACUGCUGAGGCAUACUUUCUUCCACUGCUGAGGCAUGCUUUCUUCCACUGCUAAGUCAUACUUUCUUCCACUGCUGAGGCAUACUUUCUUCCACUGCUGAGGCAUACUUUCUUCCACUGCUGAGGCAUACUUUCUUCCACUGCUGAGGCAUACUUUCUUCCACUGCUGAGGCAUGCUUUCUUCCACUGCUAAGUCAACUGUACAUGUGGUGGGGGCUUCGGUGGCGCUGUCGUCGGAACAAGCGCCUUCCACCUCUGAGUUCGUGGGUUUGAUUCUUGCUACCGACUCAUGUGAAAAGAGUAAAAGUCAACGCUCUGCCGAAAGUCGUGGGUUUUCUCCGGGUGCUCUGGUUUCCUCUCACAGGGAAAGUUGACAGGGUGGGUGGGUUAGGAUAAACACAGUUAAGAAAGUAAUAUCACAAUUGUUGUAAAAGAUAAAUAAUCUAGGCUAAGUAUGCUAAUCGUAAUCGUUUGUUGACAAUGACAGUGAAAUGGAGUCUUUUUAUAUUUCUCAUGCUUUAUUAUAACAAUGCUGUAAAAACACAGACUAUUUUUGUGACCACAAUGGGUGAUUCCAGCUAUGGACCAUCACCAUCAGCUAGAAAGAGCAUGAAAUCCAUCACCACAGCUAGAAAGAGCAUGAAAUCCAUCACCACAGCUAGAAAGAGCAUGAAAUCCAUCACCACAGCUAGAAAGAGCAUCUUAAAAUGAGUAAAAUUGCAAUGUUUGGUUGCGAAAUGUUGUAAAAUGAAGAAAAUAUAGCCCUGUGAAGUUCGCAAAUUUUGUAUAUAUUUGUAUUACGCGCGGUAAAAAUAAGCACUUUCCGCUCAAAAAUGGUUAUUUUUCCCGCGCGUAAUGCAAAUAUAUACGAUCAUAGCUGGAAUCACCCAUUAGGCAUAUUUCAUCAGAUUCUUUAUCUGUUUUCCCUCCAGAAACCGUGCUUGGUGCCCUGGCCAGAGUGCUACGUGAGGACUCGAAGAAAAGCACGGAACUCGCAACAAAUAUUGUCUACACGUUCUUCUGUUUCUCGUCGUUCUCUGAUUUCCACGGCAUCAUCUCGCAUCACAAGAUUGGCGCGAUGUGCAUGCAGAUUUUAGAUCAUGAAAUCAGACGAUAUGACACUUGGCAGGAGGAACUUGAGCAGAAGAACAAGGCUGAUAUCCUUUUCAUGUUUUGAAUGGCGGCAAAAGUUUGCAGAAUAAAUGAUGCAAUGAUGUUUCCAGUACUGGGGCCUGUUAUUUAAAGGUGGAUUAGCGCUAACCCUGACCUGGAGCCGGUUGUUCAAAGGUGGGUUAGCGCUAACCCUGGGUUAAGAUUUAACCUGCUGUUUUAGUUUGUGUAUUUCUGCACGUCUGUUUAUUUCAAAACGUCAGAGAAGAAAACUCCUAUCGAUCCAGACUAGAUCUCUGAAGAAAUAUUUCCAAAUUUAUAGACAAGCUGUCGGGAAGUUUGCUUUGAAUUUUAGCUUAACCUAGGGUUAAGCUAACCCAGCUUUGAACAACUGGCCUCAGGGGUUAAAAUUUAACCUGCUGUUUUAGUUUGGGUACAUUUGCACUUCUGUUUAUCUCAAAACUUUGGAAAAUAAAUCUUCUAUUGAUCCAGACAUGAAUUUUAGAGAACUAUCUUCAUGUUUCCAAACAAGGCUGUUGGGAAGAUUGUUUUGAAAUUUUCGUUACCCUACCCCCUUGAAGAUAUUCCGUAUUUGAGUUGUGAAUAUACUACAUAUUAUAUUGAAACAAUCGAUUUUCGAGUACGCGAAAGUAUUCAAGCACCAAUACGGCGGGUCACCAUAUAACCUAAGCGCUUUUCUUAAUUUUUGCCCAAAAAUACAAGAACUGUGAGGACAAAUUUAAGGAAUGAACGUAGUGCUCAGAAUCCAGGAAAUGGCAUUUCAGGGCUUCAAAUUUCAAAAAUUUUCUGCGGGACAAAGCUCCCGUAGCCCCGUAGUAAUGCACCCCCCUCUGGAAAACCUCCACCCCCUCUAACAAAUCAGGCCAGAUCCGGCCCUGAUUUGGGUUAGGCGUACAUUUUCCUUAACCAUUUCUUACCUGAAACUAACACAAGUUUACAGAAAGACUACGAGAAAAGUUACAAGAAGUUCGUCAAUUUGUCUAAAAAACAAGACCAACUUCUACGAGGUACAUUAUUUUAUUACACAUGUAGAUGUUUGUAAUUGUUGGCAGUCAAUUCAUUCAGUUCCAUCAAGCUAGACGCCCCAAACCUUGAACACCCACCCAUUCCAAGUAACAUACCCACCCAUACCCGCAAACGUCACUCGGCAACAAGGGACAGUGCUGCAAUCAUCAGGGCUCAAAAUAACGGCCGGUCAACGGACAAUGACCGGCAGUCAAAAUGACCGGUCACUUUUUUACCUCACUGGUCUUUUUGACCGAUCACAUUUCCAUGCCUUCCAAUGUGAUUGCCGACGUCUUGAAUUAAAACAUGAAACUAUGAUGUAUCGAAACAAGUUUCUAAUAGUUUGUUUCACUGUUAGUGUAAGCGUAUCAAUGACCCAGUCAAAACAGAUUUUGACUGAGCUAAAAUCAAGUUGACCGGUCAUUUUGACUAGAGACCUAUCUUCCGUUAUUUUGAGCCCUGUGCGAUAAUCCCAUUAUUCUCUGAAUGUUUCUAGUGACGGUCUAUUUGCUGCUCAAUUUAUCGGAGGACACCAAAGUCGAAGCGAAGAUGAUUAAUAAAAAGAUUGUCUAUCUUCUGAUGAAAAUAUUGAAUCGUGAUAACUCAGACUUACUUAUUCUCGUCGUUUCCUUCUUGAAAAAACUCAGUAUUUUUGUUGAAAACAAGAAUGAAAUGGUAAUUAGAAAAGUAUGACUGGUGUGAACGGUGGUUUACCACACGCAAACUUUGUACUUAGUAAACAAUGAAGGCUGUUGGUAUUGCUUUGUAGUGGAUACUACCAUCACUGUAAUUACCACCAAUUACCAUCAUCACCACCAUCAUUAUCACCACCACCACCAUCAUCACUAUCACCACCAUCAUUAUCACCACCAUCAUCAUCAUCACCACCAUCAUCAUCACCAUCAUCAUUAUCACCACCAUCAUUAUCAUCAUCAUCAUCAUCAUCACUAUCACCACCAUCAUUAUCACCACCACCAUCAUCAUCACCAUCAUCAUCAUCAUUAUCAUCAUCAUCACUAUUACCACCAUCAUUAUCAUCAUCAUCACCACCAUCAUCAUUAUCAUCACCAUCAUCACCACCAUCAUCAUCACCAUCAUCAUUAUCACCACCAUCAUCAUCAUCAUCAUCAUCAUCACUAUCACCACCAUCAUUAUCACCACCAUCAUCACCACCAUCAUCAUCACCAUCAUCAUUAUCACCACCAUCAUCAUUAUCAUCAUCAUCAUCACUAUCACCACCAUCAUUAUCACCACCACCACCAUCAUCAUCAUCAUUAUCACCACCAUCAUCAUCAUCACUAUCACCACCAUCAUUAUCACCACCAUCAUCAUUAUCACCAUCAUCAUUAUCACCACCAUCAUCAUCAUCAUCAUCAUUAUCACCACCAUCAUCAUCAUCACUAUCACCACCAUCAUUAUCACCACCAUCAUCAUUAUCACCAUCAUCAUUAUCACCACCAUCAUCAUCAUCAUUAUCACCACCAUCAUUAUCACCACCAUCAUCAUCAUCAUUAUCACCAUCAUCAUCAUCAUUAUCACCAUCAUCAUUAUCAUCAUCAUCAUUAACACCACUACCAUCAUCAUCACCACCACCAUUAUAAUUGGUGCAUAAUAUCUUUAGGCAGAAACCGAAAUUAUUGAAAAGAUUUCUCACCUUAUACCAAAUCAGAACGAGGCGAGUACAAUUCUACUUUAUGUCCUUUAGCUUCUGGAUGCAAUACAGCAGUUCAUUUCUGAAAUUUAGAGCUGAGUAAAUAAUGCUGUUUUUCGCUACAGGAUCUUCUAAACAUCACCUUACGACUUCUCCUUAAUCUUUCAUUUGAUACCGAACUCCGCUCCAAAGCUGUCAAAAAUGGUCUGGUACCAAAACUAGUAGCGCUUAUUGGUAGGUAUUUUUAGUAAAAACCUUUGUUAACGCAGGCUAAUUUAGUUAAUCGGCGCUAGUUUAGAUUAAUCUUCAAUAUGGGUAAACAUUAAGAACUAAACAAUUGAAGUGUUUUUGUGGAUGCAAAUUUUGAGCGGGCGAUUAUAUAUCCCACAGUCGGGGUUAGAGGUUAGGGGCGAGGUUGGGGUGUGGGUUAGGGAUUAGCCUUGAUACAUUAUAAUAGGGGUCACACGAAGUAUAUACCUGGCUGAGUCGACGUUCUGUGUGUCUUUAUUCUGUGUAUAGGCCCUCUGCCUGUUAAUCUUCAGAAUAACUAGAUGUUGUGAGGUCGAUCUUUUUAUGGUUUACUCAUUGUUUGUUUAUUGUUUGCUUUUACAGACAAUGAAAUCCAAUGUAUUGUUGUACUCUGUAUUCUGUAUCAUAUCAGUAUGGACGACCGAUACAAAUCCAUGUUUACUUACACAGACUGUAUUCCUCUGGUAAGAACUAAAUUAGUGUAUACUGCAUAGCGCUAUCAGUGCUAAACUGUUCUCUCUAAAGGUCCGGUAAGAAUUAACCCUAUUGAGCCAGUGUUACUACAGGAGGAAACCUAAACUAAACUAAACUAACUUUAUUUAUACUGGAUAGCUCUAUCAGUUCUAAACUGUUCUUCCUAGAGGUCCAGUAAGGAUCAUCUCUUAUUGAUCCAGUGUCACUACAGGAGGAAACCUAAACUAAACUAACUUUAUUUAUACUGGAUAGCUCUAUCAAUUGUAAACUGUUCUUCCUAGAGGUCCAGUAAGGAUCAUCUCUUAUUGAUCCAGUGUUACUACAGGAGGAAACCUAAACUAGACUAACUUUAUUUAUACUGGAUAGCUCUAUCAGUUGUAAACUGUUCUUCCUAGAGGUCCAGUAAGGGUCAUCCCUUAUUCAUAUUGAUCCUGUAUUACUACAGGAGGAAACCUAAAAUAAAAUAACUUUACUGUAUCAGUUCUAAACUGUUCUCUCUAGAGGUCCAGUAAGAAUCAACCCUUAUUGAUCCAGUGUUACAACAGGAAGAAACCACAGUUCCAGUACAAAACUUGCAGUGUUUGUUACGGUCAAUCAACAAGCACAAUCAUAAUUGCAUAUUGUUGAAAGCUGAAAGGCCACUGGAUCACUGUUCCACCAACACCCUCUAAAUAAAAAAUCUAUCUCUUAGAUCAUGAAGAUGUUGUUGGAAACCAAAGGAGAACGCCUUCCUCUGGAACUCGUGGCCCUUGCUGUAAACUUGGCAGCAAACAAGAGAAAUGCUCAGUUGAUAUGCGAGGGAUCUGGUUUGAGGUUACUUAUGAAACGAGCGUUCAAGUUUAAGGAUCCACUCUUGUUAAAGAUGGCGCGAAAUAUAUCGCAACAUGAUGGACCAACUAAACAACAGUUUGUGGUGAGUGACAUUUACCACAAACGCCGUUUCGUCUUAAUUGGCUUUUCCAGAACGUACUUAGCCUUGGAUAUAUGGCCUCGUUCUCGGUAUUGUGAUAUGGGCUUUAGAGACCUAAUUAGACAAAGGUUUUUUGUAUUAUCUAAUAUAACUGUGUAUGAUUUCGUAAAUGUGUGUAUUUGUAACAAGAUCAGGGAUGGAUCCAGCAUGAUCUGGUAGGGGGUGCUCUGCCAGCUCUGGUGCCGAGUUGUGUCGGUCAUGUUGCCGAGUUGUGUCGGUCAUGUGUGCCGCCCGCCCAUCAACUUGCUUCACUACUGCAAAGUCUUACUUGACUACUGUAUUUGAAUUGUAAUUGUUGUUCACAGUUCGCUUAUCAUCAUGUUAUUACUCAAAUUAAUGUAUCUCAUUUUGUCUCUAAUAAUUUUUGGCUUUAUCAUGAAAAAUAGCAUCCCCCUGCACCCCCUCUGGUCAGGGCUAGGGGGUGCACACCCCAGUAAAUCCAUCCCUGAACAAGAUAAAGGACUCUACACCCCCAAUAUCUCAAAUGACGAAGACGAGGCUCUGUAUAUAGCCAAGGCCAAGUACUGUCCGGAAGGAUGUAUUCACAAAACGUGUACUGACUACUAAAUAUCAUUUUGCUUUUUUCAGCCAUUUAUCGCAGAUCUAGCGAAUGCAAUAAAGACGUUCUCAGAUGAAGAGUUUGUAGUGGAAGCAGUUGGAAUUCUGGGAAAUAUCGCCGUACGUGGUUUGGACUAUGCUCAACUGUUGACGAAAUAUGAUAUGUUGUCGUAUAUCAAGAGCAAACUACAACCUGGUAGGAAGAUGAAUCUGCUAGCGAAGUUAUGAUUAAUUACCCGGGAAUAUGCCUCUAAAUAUUACACACACGUUCUACUGUGAAAUCUGCUGUGAAAGCCUUUGUGAGAUCUGCCAUAUUGAUUAGUUAUCGAUUGAAUAGCUGGACGGCAGGUUUAUUGACUACAUCUAUUGUUUGAUCGAUCAUCGAAUUACAUCGAAUUAUUGAUUCACUAAUGCAUAUACUGACUUAAGGCGGCUUUCCACUAGGCGGAAUUUUUCGACUUAAUCGAAAUUUCUAUUGUUCAAAUUCAAAAGAUUUCUGUUUAGUUCCAUCUGAGUGCUUGUAAGACAAAAGAAAAAUUCGAUUCGGUCGAAACAUUUCGCCUAGUGGAAAACCGCCUUAAUGAUCGUACACUCAGGCCCCACUUACACAAUACCGGAUUCGCUUGUCACGACAUCCAAUUUAACGGUUUCAGGAAUAUAUUAACACUUAAAAUCACGAUAAUAUGACAAAAUAAAACGAAAACUGUUGAAGGGGGAAAUUUUGUCGGCAGAUGUUCUCUUGAACGGGGUAUAUUAAUAUCGUAAAAAGUGAAUCUGAUAUCGUGUAACUGGGGCCUUUAUUGAUUUCCUUACCAGGUUCAGCUGAAGAUGACUUGGUGUUGGAGGUGAUUAUUUUGAUUGGAACAGUUUGUGCUGAUGACUCGUGUGCCGCUCUCCUGGCGGAAGAAGACGUACCACAAAUACUCAUUGAUUUACUAAAUGGUAAUUCACUAGUAGCACUUUUGAGGUUGAUUCUGCUCCUUCAGUUUGCAGUGUGUACAAUAUAUGUAUAAAUUUGUAUAUUUAGGGAGCAUUUACUGGCUUUGUCCUAUCUUUAGAUUACGCGGGGAACACCUUGCAUGGGACUAUUUGUCCCGUUUGUGCUCUUGCGUUUGAGUUUAUCUACUAAUUGUGUUGUCAGUUUGGUUUUCGUAAUAUAUGUGUUGUACCAUAUUUAUUGUUUAGUCAUAUAGUAGAAUAUUCAAUAAAUGUUAUAAAUAGUUAAUCAGAGUGAGAGACUACUAUUAAUUUUCAUUAUUUGUACUGUAGUAUCGUACAAUAAAUAGAAUUGAUGGAUGUAGUUUGAUGUAGUUUAUAUAAUUUCCUUGCUCCUACAAAGUGUCAACAUUUCUGACAUUGCCCACCAUCUGUUGCCCCGUGACACACACUAAAACCCAUCUUACAUUCCACCAAGGUUAAAAAACUUUCUAAACAUUUUAGCCAAACAAGAGGAUGAUGAAGUGGUAUUGCAGAUUGUCUACGUCUUUUAUCAGAUGGUGUUCCACAAAGCAACACGAGAGGUCAUUGUGAAACAAACUC